GUCACUUUUGUAUUUUAGGCAUACCGUACAAAGGAAGAAAAUUAUUAGUGGUGUUCAACCAUUACGCGCCAUUUUCCCUAUUUUGGAAACCAGUGAGCCGCAACAUAAACAAGCCACUAACGUACUCAACACAGUAACGUAUGUACAAGAGAUUUGUAUCGUCCACUGUGCAAAAGAUGAAGCCCAUUGUAAUUGUCACUGGUAACGCAAACAAACUAAAGGAAUUUAAACAGAUACUUGGAUCUGAUUUUCCACAUGAAAUAACAAGCCAGGAUAUAGAUUUACCAGAGUAUCAGGGGACACCGGAAGAGGUGGCCACAGAGAAGAGUAAGCUUGCUGUACAGCAUAUAAAGGGGCCAUGCCUGGUUGAAGAUACUAGCCUUUGUUUCAAUGCAUUAGGUGGAUUACCUGGACCAUAUAUCAAAUGGUUUUUGUCCAAAAUUGGUCCUGAAGGCUUACACAAGAUGUUGGCAGGUUUUGAGGAUAAGACAGCCGAGGCGGUUUGUGUUUUUGCAUAUUGCUCAGGGGAACCAGGCUCAAAACCUGAACUUUUUAUAGGCCGGACACCAGGUUCCAUAGUUGAACCAAGAGGACCUAGAGACUUUGGUUGGGAUCCAUGUUUUCAACCAGAGGGAUAUGACCAAACAUAUGCUGAAAUGCCUAAAGUAGAAAAAAAUAAGAUAUCUCAUAGAGGGAGAGCAAUGGAACUUUUCAAAAAACAUUUUUCUGAGGAAAAGAAAUAGUUUUAUAAUAUUUUUAUUUGGUUAUGAAAUUAAUGAAGAUUUUCUGAUAUAAAGAUAUGACACGUUUUGUAUGUGAUCUAAUGCACCCAUAUUAAGAUUAAAGAAAGUCAAAUACAUGUAUGUUGUGAACACAAACUAUAAGGCAAUAAUCUGGUGCAUUCAAGGUUUCAUACUUUUUUUAACAUAGAAAA
Molecule: messenger RNA, 934 nt
Organism: Ruditapes philippinarum (Manila clam)
Lineage: Eukaryota; Metazoa; Mollusca; Bivalvia; Venerida; Veneridae
Product: inosine triphosphate pyrophosphatase-like
Exons: 4
Coding region: 141-743 (200 amino acids)
Biological process (GO): nucleoside triphosphate catabolic process
Cellular component (GO): cytoplasm
Molecular function (GO): nucleoside triphosphate diphosphatase activity
Source: RefSeq, a predicted model, not a curated record